Molecule: messenger RNA, 2741 nt
Organism: Mangifera indica (mango)
Lineage: Eukaryota; Viridiplantae; Streptophyta; Magnoliopsida; Sapindales; Anacardiaceae
Product: myb-like protein X
Exons: 3
Coding region: 364-2502 (712 amino acids)
Molecular function (GO): protein binding
Source: RefSeq, a predicted model, not a curated record
AGGAAGAAAAAUCGAAACAGAGGCCACAACUCACAACGCAACACACACUUUCGCUAUCUAUAAAUAUAAACAUUAAUCGCCAAAUAUCAUUUUUCAUUUAAUAAAAAAAAACAUAAAACAUAUCAUCAACAACGAAAGAAAUAUAUGCAAACAAAAAUUAAAAAUUAAAAACAACAGAAGAAUAGAAGAACCCAAUCAAAACGGCAAGGCCAAAACCCUAAAACGAUUAAUCAAUAUGGUGAUGAAGCAAAAGUUGAUUUAGAUUAAUAUGAUGAUGAAGACGAGGGUUUGAACUGACGCUAUGAAAUGAGAUGAGCACCGUCGUCGACGUGGCAUUAGUGGUAGUGGAAUUAGUUUCGUUCCAUGGCUAGAGAACACGAAACGACGUCGUCCUCGCAACAGCAACAAGAACAGCAGCGGUGGGGUACGUUGGAGGAGUUAUUGUUAGCGUGCGCCGUGAACCGUCACGGGAUCAAGAGUUGGGACUCCGUAGCUACGGAAGUAGCCAACAGAAGUUCGAGCCUGGCGUCGCUCACUCCAGAGAGCUGUAAGAACAAGUUUCGUGAUCUUAAGCGACGGUUCAUGGCUUCAAACGAAGCCGAAUCAACUAGUUUGGUUCCGCUUGUUGACCAGCUCAGACAAAUUCGCGUUCAGGAGUUGCGCGACGAGGUUCAACGACACAACGUCUCGAUUGUGUCUUUGGAAUUGAAGGUGAAAAGAUUAGAGGAGGAGAGAGAGAAGAGCUUGAAGGCGGAGGAAGCAGAUCUGGAGAGAGAAAGGAAAGCCUCGCUGGAGAUCACCGCUGGUAAAUUCUCCUCCGCGGACGGCGACGAAUCCGUCGAGCGCGAGAACCGAUCUUUCAACGAAUCCAAUUCCAUGAGUCAAAAAGCAGGGGAAACUAAGCGCAGGAAACAACAAAAAAACGACGUCGCGGAAGGAGAGAAGAAGAAAGAACCGAAAGUAAAAUCUGAACCGGACAGAGAUAACGAUCCGGUUCCGUUUCGAACCGCAAGUGAACCAGACCGGGAUCGAGAUUGGUCCUCAAACGGUAAAUCAAACGGAAAUGUCUACGAGGACUAUGAAGAAGAAGGUGAGGUGGAUGAAGAUAAAAGGGUGUCGGAGGAGAAAAUGGAAACUGUUCAUAAAAAUGGUAAAACGAGUGGACUCAGUGAGUCAAACGAGUUGUGGGACGAUUCAAACAGGGAGGGAAAAGAAGUUGGGGUGGAGUCCCAGCAGACAAGUGAUGUACAGAGCUCGGCUAGUUUGUCAAAGAAUAAAAAACGGCGUCGUAGUAGUAGUGUCGAGGAGCCCGAUGCUGUGGAGGUUUCUCCCGCCACGAAGAAGGUGUUGGCUGUGAAAUCUGAGCCAUUAGUUAGGUUUCUUGAUAUCAUACGGUCACAAUGGCUCGGCUUACACUUUGAGCGGCGGCUUCGGAGCCAGGAAUCUGAAAGGUACAAGAAGUUGAUAAGGCAACACAUAGAUCUUCAAACAAUUCAAUCCAGGCUUGACAGAGGACUUUAUUCUGACUGUUUUCAAAGAUUCUUCAGGGAUCUCUUACUCUUGUUCAACAAUUUCAUAAUAUUCGUCAGACAAAGCUCUCAAGAACAUGCUGCUGCACAACAACUUCGGGCUCUUGUCACCAAGGAAAUGACUGCCAAGUUAAGGAAACCACAAACUCCUGCUGUUAAACCUGAGCCUGAACAACAACAGCAGCAAAAACCUCGAAAAGAACUACCUGUCGCACUUUCAAAACCUAGCAGAGCUUCCACCAUGGUGGUGUGUGGUAAGCGAAGCUCUGCAAAAGCAGCUUUGGAGAAUGCUGCUUGUAGAAAAGGCAAUAAAAAGGAGAGGGAAAUCGAGGAAAAAGCGAAGGUGACUGAGAAGAAGAUCAAUGGUUCUUUUGUUGGUAUUGAGGAGAAGGGUAUAAAGAAGAAUAGGAGUAAUGAAAGAUCGGUUUCGGGGCAGAGAAAUUUGAGAACUAACAGCAAGGGAGGAGGAGAGGUUAAGCAUCAAUAUGGUGGUAAUGAGCUUAGCUCUCAUGAUUCCUUAGAGGUUAAGAUGGAGAAGAAAGAGAUUGCCCUGAGAAAGAAGCAAGGGGCAGCAAGCUUCUUGAAAAGAAUGAAGCAAAAUUCACCCAGUGAAGUGGUGGAAAACGACAGUGGCGAUGACAAUGACAAGGAGGAGGAGGGGGAGGAGGAGGAGAAGGAGAGCAAAGAUAAUAGAGUAAAAGAGGAGGCAAAAAAGAGGAAGGGGAAGAAGAGAGUUGUAGGAAAAGAUAGGGUUAUAAAGAGUUCAAUGGGAAGAGGGGUGAGAGAAGAAAGUAGAAGAACGAAGAGAGGGGUUGGCCGGCCAUCGAAAAGAUCGGUGUCGGAAAGUCUGCCAAAAAAAUUCGUAGCGGUGAGGCUGCCAGAGAUGGCAGAAAAGAGACGGAGAGACAAUGGUGAGAGUGAGGCUGGAGUGGGCGGUGGAAGUACCAGAUCUAGGAAAAGAACAAGGAGGUGAAAGUGAUUAUUGUAUAAUGUAUAUUAUUAGGAAUUUUGUUUUUUUGUUUUAAAUUUAUUUUCCAGUUUAGUGUUUUACUUGGGAGGAAAAAAAGAGAAAGGAUUGGAAUGGGGAGAAUGAUUGAAAAAGAAAUUUGUAUUUUGGAGUUUCGUAGAAUGUUUUUGUGGCAGCCAUUGCAUAUACACCACCGCCAGGUGUAGAGUUAGAAAUGAAUUAUAGGCUUUUUAUUUAUUUUUGAA